Molecule: messenger RNA, 432 nt
Organism: Colletotrichum siamense
Lineage: Eukaryota; Fungi; Ascomycota; Sordariomycetes; Glomerellales; Glomerellaceae
Gene: RPS16
Product: 40S ribosomal protein S16
Exons: 3
Coding region: 1-432 (143 amino acids)
Biological process (GO): translation; maturation of SSU-rRNA from tricistronic rRNA transcript (SSU-rRNA, 5.8S rRNA, LSU-rRNA)
Cellular component (GO): cytosolic small ribosomal subunit; ribosome
Molecular function (GO): RNA binding; structural constituent of ribosome
Source: RefSeq, a predicted model, not a curated record
AUGUCGUCCACCCAGAGCGUCCAGUGCUUCGGCAAGAAGAAGACCGCCACUGCGGUUGCCCAGUGCAAGGCUGGCAAGGGCCUCGUCAAGGUCAACGGCAAGCCCCUCUCGCUUGUCCAGCCUGAGAUCCUCCGCUUCAAGGUCUACGAGCCCCUCCUCGUCCUCGGCCUCGACAAGUUCGCCAACAUCGACAUCCGCGUCCGCGUCACCGGUGGUGGUCACACUUCCCAGAUCUACGCCAUCCGUCAGGCCAUCGCCAAGUCUGUCGUCGCCUACUACCAGAAGUUCGUCGACGAGCACUCCAAGAACAUGCUGAAGCAGGCUCUUGUCCAGUUCGACCGUACCCUCCUCGUCGCCGACAACCGCCGGUGCGAGCCCAAGAAGUUCGGUGGUGUUGGUGCCCGCUCCAGAUUCCAGAAGUCUUACCGUUAA